Branchiostoma floridae (Florida lancelet) is the source of this 852-nucleotide messenger RNA. Its product is annotated as fibrinogen-like protein 1. NCBI's taxonomy places the organism in Eukaryota, Metazoa, Chordata, Leptocardii, Amphioxiformes, Branchiostomatidae. The record is from RefSeq and is a predicted model, not a curated record. The transcript has 3 exons. Bases 1 to 843 code for a protein of 280 amino acids.
AUGACGAAGACUCAGACCUUCAGCCUGGUGACUUUUAUCUUGCUGGUGACUGGUGGGGUCACCUUUUCUGCUGAAAUUCCUCAAACACAGGAUGCUCAAGAUGAAAGUUUGAGCAACCAUGCAGAAGACCAGAGAAACGACCCUCCCGCCGUCGUUGCUAGCUUUGAGGACUGUGCAGCCCUCUAUCCUGUACUCUACUGGACCAACUCAGUUCAAGACGGAGUCUUCCCCAUCAAACCUGCAUCUUCAACCGACCACUUUGAUGUCUUCUGUGACAUGACUACAGAUGGUGGGGGAUGGACUGUCAUACAGAGGAGGUUUGAUGGGAAAGUCAACUUUAACAGACGUUGGGCAGACUAUAAAAAUGGGUUUGGAAAUAUCGAGGGGGAACACUGGCUAGGACUGGAUAAGAUUCACAACUUGACAGCACAUAAUGACUAUGAGUUUUACGUGGAGUUGAAAGAUUGGGAAGCUAACGUAGCCUAUGCUAAAUAUGCUACUUUCAGGACUGGAAAUGAGAGUAUGGAUUAUACACUGCACAUUGGGGGGUACAGUGGGAAUGCUGGGGACUCUAUGGCGUACAGUAAUGGUAUGAAAUUCAGUGCUACUGAUGUGGACAAUGAUGAGGACAGUAGUGGACACUGCGCUGAACACCUGUCAGGAGGCUGGUGGUAUAACAACUGUGCUCUUUCUGCGCUUAACGGUCCUUACUUCCAGCUAGGUGACUAUCACGGUACUGACACAGGGUGGGGCAUGUGGUGGUUCCACUGGAAAGGUUACUACUACUCACUGAAGGCCACCAAGAUGAUGGUUCGGCCUCGAAACUUCGUCCCCAAUCUGUGACUCAAUAGA